Chara braunii is the source of this 4303-nucleotide messenger RNA. NCBI's taxonomy places the organism in Eukaryota, Viridiplantae, Streptophyta, Charophyceae, Charales, Characeae. The record is from the annotation of a GenBank genome assembly.
GCGGAAAAGUGGGCCGAGGGCGGCGACAUAUCGACGUAGCGGAGUUGUGGACAUUUUGGCCGACGAAGUUAAACAUCUUCGAAGAAGAACUGCAAGUGGCCGCCAUAAGCAUAAUCACCAUGCAAUCUGCUCGGGGAAGGUGCUGAUACUAUGAGACAUGCCCCCACAGGUAGGGCAGCAGUGCGUACGGGUCAGCGACCAUCGCUGGAGAGUUAGGAGGGAGAACCAACAAAGGCACAGAGGGAAGAGAGAAAACAGAGAGAGAGAGAGGAAGGCCAGGAAGCGAAGGAAAGGGCACAGACUCGGAAGUAUCGAGGCGAGCGAAGUGAAGUCACUGAAGUGUAGAGGGGGAGCGGAUGCAGGUGUGCGAGUAGAGAGCUUUGAAGAGGAUGGAUCCCAAGCUAACAAGGGCAGAGGUGACGUUAGGUAAGAGUAAAAAGGAAGGGGAAAGAGAGGAGGAAGAUAACAGAGAGGUCUGUGAAGUGAAGUGUGGAAGGGGAGCGGAUGCAGGUGUGCAAGUAGAGAGCUUCAAAGAGGACGGAUCCAAACAAGGGCAGAGGUCAGGUUAGGGAAGAGAAAAAAGGAAGGGGGAAGAGAGGAGGAAGAUAGCAGAGAGGAGGAAGGGAAAGAGAGGAGUAUGACUGCAACAAAAGCGGCGAUGGAGGGGUUUCAACCCUCGCAGAGUGUCAGUUUUAGGUGGGUGAUAGAGAAUUUUACUAAGUUGACUGUCAGAAAACUCUAUUCUCACACGUUUGCUGCUGGAGGUCAUAGCUGGCGUCUCUUGUUGUUUCCAAAGGGCAACAGUUACGAAUCCGUCCAAAAAUUGGCAGUUUAUGUUGACGUGCCAUAUUCUGAGUGGUUAGAGGUUGGCUGGAGUCGCAAUGCAGAUUUUACCCUACGUGCUGUUAAUCAGCGUGACCCUAGUCUUUCAAUAGAGAACAGCUCAAGUCAUAAGUUUCACAAAGGGGAGGCCGAUUGGGGUUUUAGAGAAUUCAUGCCUCUUAAGGAUUUGGUUGACCCUUCGAAAGGGUUCUUGGUUGACGGUACCGUGGUGAUUGAAGCCGAGGUCUCGGUUGGCGGGGAUGUGGUCAAGGCCCAGAAUGACUCGCGAAAUGCCCAGGUUGAUGACUCGCGAAAGGCAACAGGGUUUGUUGCGUUGCGCAGCAAAUACACCGCCGCCAGUUCCUUCAUGAACGCGGUUCUGCAGACUCUUUAUCACCUACCCUACUUGCGGAAGGCUGUUUAUCACAUGUCGAUGACGGAGUGUGAGAAGAAAGUUGCUUCAACUACUGCCAUGCCCUUUGCGCUUCAAUGUCUGUUUCACAAGAUGCAGAACAGCGAUGCCAGUGUACAGACUGACGAUUUUGCCACCUCUUCCGACUGGGAUUCGUGGGCUGCAACUUCUUUCUGCCUGCCUUACGAAGGCAGGAAAUUCCUUCUCAUCAUCUUCGAGCAGCUAGAGAGGGCGAUGAGGUGGACAGGAGUGGCAGGAACCAUUCAGGACUUGUUCCAAGGUCAUUAUGUUCUGUCCAGUUGCGCGGACUUUGUUGAUGAUGUGGCCGUCAAAGAAAAGCGAAGGAGGAUCUCGUUCUAUGACUUGGAGUUGGAUGUCCGGGGCUGUAAGGACGUCUACGAGUCGUUUGACAAGUACUGCAGCGCCGGGGAGAGAUUGGAGGGGGGCGGGAAGCGUCGACGACAUCCGCGGCCAGGGGGCGGAAAUGGCGCCGGUGUCGGGGAAGGGAGGAGGAAGGGGAAUCGUCGGAUAUGGUUUGAGACUUUCCCGACGGUUUUGUGUCUGCACUUGAAACGGUUUGAGUAUGAUGUCGAGCACGACAACAUGGUGAAGGUAAACGACAGAUACGAGUUCCCGGUACAGCUGGACCUCGAUCGUGAUGGCGGAAAGUACCUCGCCUCUGACAGAGACAGGAGUGUGCGAAACCUUUACACGCUGUAUAGCGUUCUGGCUCACAGUGGUGGCAUCAACAACGGCCGAUGCCAGGUGUUCAUUCGACCGAUGUUGUUGGAGCAAUGGUACAAGUCCGAUGAUGAAGGUGUGAGGAAGGAGGAUGCCAGGAGAGCGGUGGAAGAACAGUACGGAGGGGAGGAGGAGAUGGUGACCACCCCCAAGACUACGAGUUCGAAUGCGUACGUGCUGGUUUACGUCCGCGAAGAAGACAAGGGCAAAGUUAUGUGUAAGGUUGAUGACACCACCCGAAUCGCAAAGCGUUGUCAGAGCGGGGGGGGAGUGCAGCAGAAGGUGGCCGACUGGUACGCUAUUGUGAAGGUGGCAAGGGAGGAGGAUUUCCGCGAACAAAUCGGCUGGGACAUCCUCUUUGAUCUCGUGGAUUUUGAAAAGGUGGGUUGGUUUGUGAUAGGAAGUCACUCCUCCUUUCAGACAGUCAAGGACCAAUGCGCCGCUAUAUUCCACAUUCCUAUUCAGUGCCAACGGUUCUGGUUAUGGGAGAAGCGGAAAAACCAUACCUAUCGAUUGAGCAGACCACUGACGCCGGACGAGGAGAUGCAGAUCGUAAAGCGGCUCAUUGACGAGCGAGCAUCGACCAGAGGACCCAACGCGGGCAUCAACCUUUUCCUUGAAAAAGUCCCGGAAAACCCAGAGGGUGUUUCCGGUCCGAUCCAUAAUAGGCCCACUGGCAAAGACGACAUCUUAAUCUUCUUCAAGAAGUACAGUCCGGCUGCCGCAGCAUCGGGGGAGGAGGAGGAGGAGGAGGAAGAGGGCGAGGAGGAGGAGGAGGAGGAGGAGGAGGAGUUGAGGUACGUAGGGAAGAUGUUGGUGAAAGGUGAAACCAAGCCUUGUGAUGUCAUGGUGCAGAUUAAGCAGCUGGGGGUCUUCAAACCGAACGAGGAGGUGAUCUUGUACGAGGAGAUCAAAUUCGAUCCAACAGUAAUGUGCAUUCCAAUCGACAAGACAGCCACCUUCUCAAGUAGUGGGCUGGAAGACGGCGACAUUGUCUGUGUCCAGAGGGCUAUUGCUGAGACGGACAUCAUCAAGUACCGGUAUCCGGACGUCCCUUCUUACCUUGACUACGUUAGGAACAGGCAGGUGGUUCGCUUCCAUCGGUUGUCAGAGCCCAAUAGUACGCCGCAUUUCGUGCUGGAGAUGUCGAGGCAGCACACCUACGAUGACGUCGUACAGCGGGUGGCAAGACAUGUUGGAGUCGAUGAUCCAGGGAAGAUCCACCUCACUGCUCAUAACUGCUUUUCCCAGGCGCCGAGGAGUCGACCCAUCAAGCAUGAAGGCGGGGAAAGUCUCGCGGACAUGCUGGCUCAUCACAAUAGAAUGUCCGAGAUCCUGUACUACGAUGUAGUCAAUCCCCGUGCUCUCGAGCUGGAACGAUGGAAGACGCUGGAGGUCAGGUUUUACAACAGCAGGGUGGAGGAGGUAUGUGUGCGGAACAUCCGCCUUCCAAAGGAAAGCACUGUUGGCGAGCUAAUCAAGGAGACCAGUGAUUUGGUCGAUCUCUCCAACUCCGCGUCACAACUUCGUAUCCUCGAAGUUUCUGAGAGUAAGAUUCGCAAGAUCUUCCUCCCGACAGAGAAGUUAGACAACAUAAGCAAUCACACGGGUCAGAUAUUGAGAGCGGAGGAGAUCCCGGAGGAAGAAAAGGACCUGGGUAAUGCCGAAGAAGGUAGACUUAUUCACGUGUGCCACGUCUGGCAGGAUUCUGCAGCGGGCUCCAGGGGGGCUCAGACCUUUGGCGAGCCAUUCUGCCUUGCAGUCAGGGAGAAGGAGACGCUAGUUAUUGUGAAAACUCGGAUCAAGAGGAAACUUGCGGUGCCCUAUGAUGAUUUCUCGAAGUGGAAGUUCGCUUGCAUGGAGCGGAGUGCACCACUCUACCUGCAAGAUACAGAUAUCGUGCUGAGCUGCUUUGGGAAACGCACACAGACUGACGAUGAUUGCGAGCAGUAUCUCGGCUUAGAGCAUGCUGACACUGCACACAGGAUGUCGCAUCGCUGCGAUGGACCGAACUAAAAGAUAAGUUGCAAACGAAACAACAACAGGAAGGAUCCGUAGUAAGAUUUUAAUCGAAUGCAGGAUAUUCGACUUGCCUCGGUGAUGAAUUGUCUCAUUUGCUGUACAAUUUGUCACACCAUUAUGACUGUCAAUUCUGUAGAUUUCUCGAAAGCUGCCAAGCUUUAUUGCAUGCCGCGAUUGCUCAAUGGACAACUGAUAGGUCCCUAGAUCCACUGCACAACAUGCGAAAUGUAUUGCUAGGUGACACUGCACGCGAUAGGUUGAGGUUGAAAAAUGUUGAGUCAGUCUGAAUGAAUCUUGUGCAUGCUG